Thunnus maccoyii (southern bluefin tuna) is the source of this 3630-nucleotide messenger RNA. It is a transcript of the gene swap70b, whose product is annotated as switching B cell complex subunit SWAP70b. Lineage: Eukaryota; Metazoa; Chordata; Actinopteri; Scombriformes; Scombridae. Bases 179 to 1945 code for a protein of 588 amino acids. Gene Ontology annotation, cellular component: nucleus; cytoplasm. The record is from RefSeq and is a predicted model, not a curated record. Gene Ontology annotation, molecular function: calcium ion binding. The transcript is spliced from 12 exons.
AUCAUCAUCAUCAUUACGCCGAACACGCACGGCCAGUGUCUGACAGCGCGUCAUGUGACUUCGCCUCAUUGUGUCCAACAACAGAAACGGUUCAGACACACACGGAGAGCCAGAGAGGAAGAGAGAGACACAUACACAGCAGGACAGAAAAGACGAGGACGAGUUUAAUCUGAGCACCAUGACCCUCCGGGACGAACUUUUAAAGUCCAUAUGGCACGCCUUCACAGCUCUGGAUGUGGACAAAAGCGGGAAAGUCUCCAAAUCUCAGCUGAAGGUGUUGUCACACAACUUAUGCACAGUGAUGAAGAUCCCACAUGACCCCGUCGCACUGGAGGAACACUUUAAAGAUGACGACGAGGGUCCCGUCUCCAACCAGGGAUACAUGCCAUACCUGAACAAGUUCAUCCUGGACAAGGUGACGGAUAACUUUGACCGUCAGGACUUCAACAGAAUGUGCUGGACUUUGUGCUCCAGGAAGAACCUGGAUCAAAGCCAGCUGUUCAUCUCCAACGAGGAUGCCUUCAAGAUCUGGUGCAUCUUCAACUUCCUGUCAGAGGACAGAUAUCCGCUGAUCAUCGUCACCGAGGAAAUUGAGUACUUCCUGCGAAAGCUGACGGAGGCGAUGGGGGGCAGCUGGGUGGAGGAGCGCUUCGAGGACUACAAGCUUCAGCUGAACUGCAAGCAGCAGUGCCUGAACGCCUGGGAGCUCAUCAUCCUGGUGGGGUCGGGUCACUUCAGUAAAGGCAUGGACAUCCAGACGCUGUCCAUGGGCAUCAGCGAGGUCUACCAGGAGCUCAUCCUGGACGUCCUCAAACAGGGCUACAUGAUGAAGAAAGGUCACAAGAGGAAGAACUGGACGGAGCGCUGGUUCAUGCUGAAGCCCAACUCCAUCUCCUACUAUGUCGGAGAGGACCUGGCAGAAAAGAAAGGAGACAUCAUUUUGGAUGGAAACUGCACUGUGGAGCCUUUACCAGAUAAAGAGGGAAAGAAGUGCCUCUUCUUCAUCAAGUCGUCACAAAAAAGCUUUGAAAUCAGCGUGUCGGACAAGAAGAAGAAGCAGGAGUGGAUCCAGGCCAUCCAGACCUGUGUGAACCUGCUGCGCCAGGACCGACCGGCGCCGCACCGCGAGUCCCGUCAGAAGCGCCGCGAUCUUCGUCUGAAGCAGCAGGCCGACCAAGAGGAGCUGGAGCUGAGGAUGAGGGAGCUGCAGACGGCAAACGAGGUCAAGCAGCUCGAGCUGGAAAACAUGAGGAAGGCUCUGGAGGAGGCAGCAGCAAACGCAGCAGAAGAAGAACGAAGGCGUCUCCAGACCCAAACUGAACUCCAAGACCGUUACAGGAUGGAUCUGGAGAGAGAAAAAAUGGUACGACAGCAGAUGGAAGAGCAGGUGGCCCAGAAGUCCACAGAGCUGGAGCAGUACCUGCAGCGAGUCCAGGAGCUGGAGGACAUGUACCGACGACUGGAGGACGCUCUGGAGGAUGAGAGGCACGCCAGACAGGACGAGGAGGCGGUCCGCAGGCUGCAGGCACGGUUACUGGAGGAAGAGGCCAUGAAGAGAGCAGAGCUGGAACAGAUCCACCUGCGGCAGCAGCGAGCCAUCUCAGAGACGGAAGCUGAGAAGCAGGAGCUGGAGAAGGAGCGUCUGGCCAAGGAGAACGCCCUGCAGGCUGCAAUGAAACAACUGGAGCAGCUGGAGCAAGACAGGCAGGGGGCGCUGGAGCAAUACCAGACGGUGGUGAGGAAGCUGGAAGAUGCAACCAACAACACAAAGUCCUGGAAGCACAAGGUGGCUGAACACGAAGGCUUGUUACGGCUCAUUCAACCAGGCUCCAAGGGGCAGCAGAUGAUCACAAACUGGGGCCCAGCAGCCUUUUCUGACGCUGAGCUCAGUCUAAGGCAGAAGAAAUGGCAGGAAAGUAAGAACCAGGCAACUCAGGCUCAGUAGAGCCGCUGUAACUUCUGAGCCUUAGACAUGUCUACAACUUGGAAGAAAAGACAAGAGAGGGCUGCUGGGAUAUAUGGUGUCUGAUAAAACAUAUCGAAGUCUUGGCUGGAAGCUGUUCUCUGGUAACUGGAUUUACAGUUGAAUCCAAAUUUACUAUGAUAAUAUCAGACGUGUUGCAGAAACAUGUUAAGGGGCAUUAAGUAAUCUAUUACUUUUAUCCCUUUUAGCAAUCUUUAGGGCUACCAUGUACUGGAGGAAACUCCUCUGGCACCCCCUUUAAUUUGAGUUAGCCUGCAAUGACAGAGACUUAAUCCACAUUUCUACAUUAUGAGGAUUAAGCUCACUAAUUACUACAGAGAUCCAACAAAAAUACUAAAUAAAAAUGUGAGAACACCAUGAAAAUGCUGGAAUAAUAAUAGCUUUUUUGUUUCCAUUUCUAAUUUGUUUCUUAAACGUCACUUGCUGGUUGGUUGUUUUUGUUCCAAAAUGGUGUGUGGGAAGUAAAAUGAAUUGUAAAGGCUCAGUUGAGUCAAUAAUAUAUAUAUAUGUAAUCCUAAGAACCACCACAGAUGCAGUACAUUAGUCAUUUUGGGCUUCAGAGCAGAAAAAUAACUUUAAAUAAUGCCUUGACCCUCUUGAUUUUUCAAUGGUUUUAACACUGAUCCAAUAUUUAUCAAGUGUUACCUGACCUGCUGAAACACCAGUCCUAGCAAACAGUGUGAAAAUACAUAGAACAAACGGACAAAGUUAGAGAGACAUGGAGUUCAUCUACUAUAGAUUUUACACAAAGUUGAUAGUAUUUUAUAGUCUAUUAACUGCGAAGACUAAAAUCCAACCAGGCUAACAAUAUAGAAUAUUUUAAUCUGGUGAUUUUAAAAUGUGCAGCUUAUCUUUAAGUCACGAGUGGAAAAGCCACCACUACCUUUUAUCAUUUGUUCCAUUAAGUCCUGACUGUCUGUUCGUAUCUGUGAAAUGCACUACUUUUUACCAUAGUCAGACCUGUUGCAGUUGACGGAUAACAAAUGGCUUCAGCAUGUUUCAGGUUGUUAAGUAAAGGACAGGUAAAGCUGUAGUCCUCCUCUAAGAUCUGUGAGAAAGCAUGAACUACUGAAACUGUUACAAACUACUAUCUUUUCUGUGAUUAUCGUCUUCUUAACUCUUUAGGAUCAUUUUAAAUGAAAAUAAGGGAUUUUUGUAAAUAUUUUAAGAGUGGUUACCAUUAUUGGAGCCGUUUAUGUUCUCCUUCUUACUAAAUAGGCCGAAUGAAGGCAGCAUCAAUAGCACCUGAGGAUGACCUGUCUAAUGUAAAAAUCAAUGUUUAACAAAGCUGUCUUCAAAAACACAUCCUCUAAUUAAGAUACGAUGUGUGACUCACUCAGUCUCUUAUCAUCAUCAUCAAGUGCCUUUUUUCCUGCAGUUUGUCUGACCUUGGUUCAUCUGUCUAAAUAUCGAAUUUUUAAACAUUUCCUGCUUGUAAACACUGUGCCAGAAAUAGGGCAUUUUGUCAAAGUGUCACUCCAAACAUGAAUGCUAACUGCCGAACAUUUGUACCGUGUUGUUGUACUGUAACCAUCAGUGCCUUUAUACUGUCAUGAGUGAACGUUGUGAUUUCUAUUUUGUUUUUAUAUAUAUAUGUAAAAAGCUGAAGACUGAACUAUGUAAUAAAACAUGUCUUGAAUAACUGG